GGCCUCAGGCUCACUUACCGAAGACUCACAUAGACAGCACACUGCCGACUGCCUUCAGUUGCUUCUGUAAGGACAGAGAGUGCACUCAGAGUCUGAAUUCAAAAUGCUGAAGAGAAAACCAUCCAAUGUUUCAGAGAAGGAGAAGCAUCAAAAGCCAAAGCGCAGCAGCAGCUUUGGAAAUUUUGACCGUUUUCGGAAUAAUUCUGUAUCAAAACCAGAUGAUUCAACAGAGGUGAAUGAGGAAGAACUCAUGAAUGAAAGUGGAGAACAAAAUAAAAAUUCAAAUAAUGGAAAAGGUUUAGGUAAAAAGAUGAGAGCCAUUUCUUGGACAAUGAAGAGAAAAGCAGCUAAAAAGUACGUCAAAGCCCUUUCUGAAGAAAAGGACGUCGAAGAUGGAGAGGAUGACCUCCCAUGUCGGAACAGCGACCCCAUAAUUGGGGCACACACAGAAAAGCUCUCCCUCAAAGCCAGUGAUUCCAUGGAUAGUCUCUACAGCAGGCGGAGCUCGUCAAGUGGCAUAACAAGCUGUUCAGAUGGUACGAGUAAUCGGGACAGCUUUCGACUCGAUGAUGAUUGCCCCUACUCUGGACCAUUCUGUGGCCGUGCCAGAGUGCAUACUGAUUUCACACCAAGCCCUUAUGACAUUGACUCCCUCAAAAUCAAGAAAGGAGACAUCAUAGACAUUAUUUGCAAAACGCCAAUGGGGAUGUGGACUGGAAUGUUAAACAAUAAGGUGGGAAACUUCAAAUUUAUUUAUGUGGAUGUCAUCUCAGAAGAGGAAGCAGCCCCCAAGAAAAUAAAGGCCCACCGAAGAAGUGGAACAGAAAAAUAUAAGACUCUACAGGAAUUCUUAGAGAGGAUUCACCUUCAGGAAUACACAUCAACACUUUUGCUCAAUGGUUAUGAGACCCUAGAAGAUUUAAAGGAUAUAAAAGAGAGUCAUCUCAUUGAAUUAAACAUUAAAAACCCAGAAGACAGGAUGAGGUUACUAUCAGCUGCUGAAAAUCUCCUUGAUGAAGAAACUAUUCAAGAGCAAGAAAAUGAAUCUGUGUCCCCGUCCUUAAGCCCAGACAUCUCCUUAAAUAAGUCACAGCUACAUGACUGCCCAAGGGACUCUGGUUGCUAUAUCUCAUCAGAAAAUUCAGAUAAUGGCAAGGAGGAUCCAGAGUCUGGAAAUCUGACUGCCAUGGUGCAGAAGAUUGCUAUCACAGAAGCCGGUGACUGAGCACACAUUCUAAACUCUGCACCUGCAGCUGCCUUCCAUGUUAACUCUUCUUGAGCUAAAAGAUCAAAUAAGAAAGAAAAGUGUUUGAAAAUACAACCUAAAGUUAACAUGUUUUAACAUGAAUGAUUGUAUAUAAAAGUUUAUAUCUCUAAAAUUCCCAAUUAUUGUAAAUAAUAUAUAUAUAUUUAUUAUUUUAUAUGCUAUAUGUUAAUGGGUUACAUACAUGUACUAGAAAGGUCUAUUAUAAAUCUUUGGUGUCAUGUAAGCUCAUUUAGCUUUAUUUUUUAAGUGCAGAAUGAUAAAUUCUGCAACAAUCCCCUCUUGUCUUCAUACAUGCAAUUUUUGAAUUUGUAUCUAUUAUUGCAUGAAUAGCAGUAGAGUCUGUGUCUGUUUAAUCAAUUUUCCAAGCAGCAUUUACAUUUAUUUUUAUACUUACUGGAAAAGUAUGAAUUAAUACUGGAGACAUUUUUAUCCUAAUCACAGUGGAAUUUUAGUAAUUUUUUCUUGAUUUCUUCACUGUUAUCUGUUAU
Molecule: messenger RNA, 1755 nt
Organism: Artibeus jamaicensis (Jamaican fruit-eating bat)
Lineage: Eukaryota; Metazoa; Chordata; Mammalia; Chiroptera; Phyllostomidae
Product: SAM domain-containing protein SAMSN-1
Exons: 8
Coding region: 104-1225 (373 amino acids)
Molecular function (GO): protein binding
Source: RefSeq, a predicted model, not a curated record